Molecule: messenger RNA, 6382 nt
Organism: Cuculus canorus (common cuckoo)
Lineage: Eukaryota; Metazoa; Chordata; Aves; Cuculiformes; Cuculidae
Gene: FANCM
Product: FA complementation group M
Exons: 24
Coding region: 104-6190 (2028 amino acids)
Biological process (GO): double-strand break repair via synthesis-dependent strand annealing; replication fork reversal; interstrand cross-link repair
Molecular function (GO): nuclease activity; four-way junction helicase activity; four-way junction DNA binding
Source: RefSeq, a predicted model, not a curated record
AGAAGGAGGAGAGAGAGAAAGGAGGACAAGAAGAGGGAGAAAGAGGCAGAAGGAGAAAGAGAGAAAGAGGAGAAGAGUGAGAAGGAAGAGGGAGAGGGAGGAGAUGGAGAAGGAGGAGGAGGAAGACGAUGACUUGCUGCUGGCGGCCGCGGCAGCAGCGGACCCCAGCCCUGUGUUGGGGUUCUGUGAGGCAGCAGGAUCCAUUUGGAUCUAUCCCACUAACUACCCAGUGCGCGGGUACCAGCUGCGCAUGGCCCACGCCGCGCUGCUGGGCAACACGCUGGUCUGCCUCCCCACCGGGCUGGGGAAAACCUUCGUGGCUGCCGUGGUGAUGUACAACUUCUACCGCUGGUUCCCCUCCGGCAAGGUGCUGUUCCUCGCCCCGACCAAGCCGCUGGUGGCACAGCAGAUGGAGGCGUGCGCCCGUGUCAUGGGCAUCCCGGCGCGGCACAUGGCCGAGAUGACAGGGGGAACCCAGGCCCUGAAUCGGAGGGAACUGUGGAAUACCAAGAGAGUCUUUUUCCUUACCCCUCAAAUAAUGGUGAAUGAUCUUUCUCGUGGGACAUGCCCUGCUGUCGAGAUUAAAUGUUUGGUGAUUGAUGAAGCCCACAAAGCCCUUGGAAAUCAUGCCUACUGCCAGGUUGUGCGGGAACUGAGCAAAUACACAAAUCAGUUCCGGAUCCUGGCCCUCAGCGCCACCCCAGGCAGUGACACCAAGUCUGUGCAGCAAGUGAUUUCCAACCUGCUCAUUGCUCAGAUAGAGCAGUGUUCUGAGGACUCUCCGGAAAUCCAGCCCUAUUCUCACGAGCGACAAGUGGAAAAAAUCGUUGUUCCGCUUGGUGAAGAAUUGGUAGAAAUUCAGAAUGCAUACAUCCGGGUACUGGAGACGUUUGCGGGACGCCUGAUUAAGAUAGGGGUUUUAGCAAGGCGAGACAUCCCCAGCCUGACAAAGUACCAGAUAAUUCUGGCAAGAGAUCAGUACAGGAAGAACCCUUCUUCACGGAACGUGGGAAUCCAUCAAGGCAUUGUUGAAGGAGACUUUGCGCUGUGCAUCAGCUUAUAUCAUGGUUAUGAGCUGCUGCUGCAAAUGGGAGCGCGGUCGUUAUUUAUCUACCUUUGCGGAAUCAUGGAUGGAUCUAAAGGGUUAACCCGUACGAAAAACGAACUUGGCCGUAAUGAGGACUUCAUGAAGCUCUAUCAGCAGCUUAGAGACAAAUUUUCAGGCACAUCUCUGUCUUCAGCGAGUGGAAAUGGUUACAAGAGUGAAACAGUGUUAGAAAAUAAAGGAGAAUUUAUCUAUGGCCAUCCGAAAUUAAGGAAGUUGGAGGAAAUUGUCAUAGAACACUUCAAAUCCUGGAAAACUGAAUGUUCUGUUCGAGUCACGACUGCAGACACAUCUGUGGAUACCAGAGUGAUGAUCUUCUCGUCGUUCCGAGACAGCGUGCAAGAGAUCGCUGACAUGCUCUCCCGGCUCAGCCCAGUCGUUCGGGUCAUGAUGUUUGUUGGCCACUCCACAGGAAGAAGCACGAAAGGCUUCACGCAAAAGGAACAGCUUGAGGUGGUGAAACGCUUCCGUGAGGGUGGUUAUAACACCCUGGUCUCCACCUGUGUUGGUGAAGAAGGCCUGGACAUCGGUGAAGUGGAUCUCAUCAUCUGCUUUGACGCUCAGAAAAGUCCAAUCCGCCUCGUGCAGAGGAUGGGCCGGACGGGGCGCAAGCGGCAAGGCAGGAUCGUGGUCAUCCUCGCCGAAGGGCGGGAGGAACGGACCUACAACCAAAGCCAGUCGAACAAGAGGAGCAUCCACAAAGCUAUUUCAGGAAACAAAAUGCUUCAUUUCUACCAGCACAGCCCACGCAUGAUUCCGGAAAACAUCAAUCCAAAGUUGCACAAAAUGUUUAUUACUGCUGAAAAAUACGAACCAAGCAGUUCAAGAGCACAUUCCAAAGAGAGAAGAUCUGGCUCCCUCCAGCACAAAUCUGCUCUCUUUGCCUCUGUCACCGGCCAAAAGCAAACACACUGUCGUGAGUAUUGGUUUCUGUCACCUGAGGAAUUUGAAACAUGGGACCAACUUUACAGGAUCAAGGAAAGCGAUGGAAUACAGCAACCAACAUUGCCCCCAGUUCAGUUUGAAACCUUAGAAAACCUGGAAGAAAUAUCAGCACAGAAGCCCAAGGAGGAGGCAACUUAUGAGCUUUCCUUUUCCGAAUGGAGGCUUUGGCAGAAUCGUCCCUUUCCUACGUACAUGGUUGACCACUCGGAUCGUUGCUACCAUUUCAUCAGCGUUAUGGAAAUGAUAGAGCGGAUGAGGCACGAGCAGGGAGACUGCAGCUAUGAACGGGAGAUCCGGCCUCACUUACGUAUGGAAGAUGUUCAUGUUCGAAGGGAUAAAAGUCAUCUUUACACAACCAGCUCCACGUUUGAGCAGAAAGCACACUCAUCUAGAAAAGACCCGGUGCACAGAUCAAAAGUAAAACCAUUUGUACCUGAUACAAAUGAUAACGGGAGCAAAUUAUUUUCCACAUUUAAAAUACUAAAGACUCCCAAAGGAAGUUCUGACUUAAAUUCGGAAGGGCCUGUGUUGCCUAUGGAUACAAAUGCUACAGGUUCUUGCUCAGCGGGAAGGCUCUCUCUGGCUGAAAAUGCUGACCAGGGCAGUCAAAAGUACGAAGAGCUAGAGGUGACGUUUGACUUAAAUGCAUGUAUUGACGUGUGUGACAACGGUGAAAGUGCUGUGAUUCCUGGCAGUGCCGCAGUGAAGGAGCACAGUACUGGAGAUAAGGCUUGUCCGGCACUGCGGACAGACCACACAGACUCGGGUUACAGCAGCCUCUCAGCUGAGAAAUCGCCUGUGUCCUCUGACUUGUUUUAUCUUCCUGAACCACACAUGGAUUCAUUUGCCCUUGUGGGGCCUUCUGAGGAGCCUGUGUGGUUAACAGGAGCAGUUUCCCAUGUGAAAAGGCUUUUAGCACAGUCUCCUCCCUCUUUGAGUAAACUUUAUGACUGCGAAAACACAAUAAGAGAUGAAGAACCAGUAAGUCCUUUUCAAAAAGUCAUUCCUGAUGGUUAUUCAGUGAGACCGCAGGACGAAGUCUUCUCUGCAUCCUCAGAAGCUCAGUGUUCUCUGCUGCCCUUUGAAAAUCCAGAAUGGGAAGCCACCAGGGAACCGUGUGCUUCUGUAAGUGCCUGUUUGUCAAAACCUCUGGCAUCCUCUGAGAAUGCUGCCGUUAAAGCCAGAGAGGAGCUUCCCUGGGACGACAGCUUUGACAGUCUGUUUGACAACGAGGAGUUCACUGAAAUUCAGAGUGAAACUCCAGCAGUGAAUCACACUGUGACAACUAACCCUUCACAUACGUUUUGUGUACAAGAAGAGAAAGGAGAUCUUGAGAUGGACAAGAAGAACGUGAUUAUUGAGGAGGAGGAGAAGACUGCGCAGGUGUCUGCUGACAGCGAUGCAAAGGAAGGCAGUUUUUCAGUGAACGAGGCACGUUUGGUCAGUGCAGAUUCAGGCGAGGGGGAUGCUAGGCUGGUUGCGGAGCGAGGCCCAACGUGGUUUCCUUCAGACGAGCGCAGUGUGGACACAGCCCAAACCUGCGAGGAGCUGCCAGCAAGCCGUAAACCCACAGCCAUGGGGGAUCUCGGUGCGACCACGCAGGUUCUGGAUAAUGAUGAUGACCUCUACGACUGCUCUCAGGAACUGUUUUCUGUUACCUUUGAUUUGGGAUUCUCCAUUGAAGAGUGUGAGGAUGAAAUCUUUGAAAAAGAAAUAAAUACUGAUAAUACCAAGAAAUUAGGUGGUGCCUUGGGGAAUUCUAUAGACAUUAAAUCCACUAAAGAUAAAACCAAAUCACUGAAUGAUAGUUCCAGGCCUGAAAUGUUGCCAAAAUGGGAUCACAGAAGUCUUGAGAGAAAAGACAUUUCCACACCAUUGCCAUUCCAGAGCAGGAGCAGGAAUGAUCCAGAAGGGAGCAAGGAUGCUUCCACUGCAGUGCCGUGCUUGAAGUCAGGAGACAGAAGAACGGGAGGUGGAGCACCUGAAGCUUCGGCUUCUGCACGUCCUACCCCAGCAAGCAGAAAGGUUCUGAAUUUUGAAGCUACCAAAAGAAUUCCUAUGAGUGUUUUCCCUAGUGCCAGGGAGGAAAUUCCAGAAGUGUCUCAUUCAGAUACAGUACCUAAAAACAGAAGCCCACAUAGGCAGAACUGUGGGAGUUCAGCCAUUGAUGCACUGGAUUCCCCUUUAAGAGGAACUGAAAGCCUGGCAGACCCUCGUCUUCCCAGUUCACGUGUGCCUCCAGCUGAAGGAACCAGCAGCGAGAGUGAAGAAGAGAUCGUUUUCCAGAGGAAAAAUAGGAGAAUAAACAAUGUUUUGAAGUCUCCUGAGGUGAUGAAUGACAGUGAUGUGGAGUCUCCGAUCCGGGCCUUCAGGAAACGCCGACGCCCACUCACCGUGUCAGACGCGUCCAGUGACGGCAGCGAGGAUUUCCACGAGGGCCUUGUUGGGGCCCCAGCUGGCAGGAGCAGGAAGCGGCCACGGAGGACGGAGCGGCAGAAGGUCACGCGCCGUUGCACAUACAAGAAUGCAGCGAGACAGUUUUUGGAUGAAGAAGCCGAGCUGUCCGAGGAAGGUGCGGAUGGUGUUUCAUCUGAUGAGAGCGAGGACGAAGAGGGCGAGCUGAACUCUUCACUGGCUCAGUUCCUGAACGAUGAUGCAGAGGUCACACAAGCACUAAAAGACUCUGAAAUGAGAGGCAUUUACCUGAAAUCCGUGCGCAGUCCGGCUCUUGGCAACAGCUACAAAAUGGUCCAUCGUGGAUUUAACAGCAUGGCGAUCUUCUCUCAGAUCCCUGAGCAAGACCCAGCUUACGUGGAGGACAGCUUCUGUGUGGGAGAAGAGGAAGAGGAGACCUGCAAGAACAGUGACUCCAGUGAGGAGGAGCCGUGCGUUAAUUUUGAUCUCCUAAAUAACGAGAGUUUCACUGAGGGCAGAAAGCAAUACCUCACUCGCCGCAGGAAAAAGCUGCGCCAGGCCGGGAUGGAAGAGAACCCCUCUGUCCCAGCGCAGAAGAAGAAACCCUCACGGAUCAUUGUUCUCAGUGAUUCCAGUGGGGAAGAAACCAGCGUCAGCACGGAGAAGCCCCUGGAACCAGGCAGUCUCUGGUCAGCACGAGAAGGUGACGGGAUACCCGAGUCACUGCUGUCAGUCCCUCCUGGGCGGUGCAGAGCGGCUGCCGGGGAGAUUGGUGCACACCGGCCUGCGGGAAGUAGUGCGAUCCCUCUCGGCCCAGCAGCCUCUGUAGGUGAAACACGGGAUCUUCCCCCAGACCGUCACGUCAGGAGCACCCGCUGCCCACGGCCGGGGUCUGGUUCCCAUGCAGGGAAGGGCGAUCUCCCGGCUCCCGCUGAGGUGGAAGGUUCUCUGAGCAGCUCCUGUAAGAGCACAGCAGUCCUGCCUCGUUCUGCUCACACGAACUCCUCCUCAGCCCCAGCUCUGUUCCCACACGAGUCUCCGCUCCGUGUCCUGGUGGACAGCCGCGAGAUCUCCUCUGGAGCCGAGGUGAUUUCUGCCCUGAAGGCCGCUCACGGGGUACAGGUGCAGGUCUGCUCCCUGAGCAGCAGCGAUUACAUUGUCAGCAACCGCCUGGCCGUGGAGAGGAGAUUCCUGUCGGAAUUACUGACCUCUGCCAACAGGAAUAAACUGAGCCAGCGGAUCCAGCGCCUGCGGAGCAUGUUUGAGAGGAUCUGUGUGAUCGUGGAAAAGGACAGGACCAAACCAGGAGAAACAUCUCGAUUUCUCCAGAGGACACAGAACUACGAUGCCGUGCUCUCAGCCUUGGUGCGGGCCGGGGUCCGGAUUCUCUUCAGCUCCUGCCAAGAGGAAACUGCCGUCCUGCUCAAAGACCUGGCUCUGCUGGAGCACAGGAAGAACGCUGCUAUUCGCGUCCCAACGGAGGUGGAGGGGCACAAACGGGAGAUGCUCAGCUUCUACUUGACCAUUCCCAACCUCAGCUACCUGGCUGCGCUCAAUCUGUGCCAUUCCUUCAGCUCCAUCAGGGCGAUGGCAAACAGCUCCGUGCAGGACCUUGCGGCGGGCGCCCAGGUGAGCCUGCAGACAGCGGCUGAGAUCCACCACUACCUCCACUACGGCUUCGAGGCGCGGAUGCUGCCCGAGAGCCCCUGCGCCGCCAGGAGCUGAGGGAGCAGAGCUGGACUCUGCUGCACCUGCACUUUACCGAGUCGCGAUGCACUAUGGAAACCAACAGGGCUCGGCCACGCUGCCGCCACAAGAGCUGUGGGGCUGUCUCGGAGCAGCACCGGCUGCGUCCGCCCUUCCCAUCGAUCUGAAAACUAGAGAAUGAGAACAGAAAGGAGACAGAGGAGCCUGUGA